Molecule: messenger RNA, 3400 nt
Organism: Dendrobium catenatum
Lineage: Eukaryota; Viridiplantae; Streptophyta; Magnoliopsida; Asparagales; Orchidaceae
Product: pentatricopeptide repeat-containing protein At1g63330
Exons: 3
Coding region: 441-2387 (648 amino acids)
Molecular function (GO): protein binding
Source: RefSeq, a predicted model, not a curated record
UUAUAUUAUUUUAAAUUAUAAUCUAAAAAUUUAAUUUCAUAAAUUUUCAAUAAUUUUAUUGUGACGGGGGCUCUAAAUGAGUUGAGCCAAGUUCUUGCUUAAUCGGGCAAGUUUGUCUAAGAGUUUGAACUCGAACUCAAGUGAAAAUAUGAGACUAGAGCUCGACUUGAAUGCCCAAACUUGAUAAGAAAGCUCUAGAUUUACUUUUUUUCUUAGCUUAAUUUCUUAUUUUGAAUUUAGACAAAAAAAAAAAAAAAAAGAUUAAUAUAAAUGAGAACGUGUUAGUUAUUAAUUAUUAUCAUUCGAGCUAGCUCGAAAAGCAGACGAGCCACCAAGUCGCCCGCUCCGGCGACGCAGCCGCAGUGGAAUUACCGCAGCUUCUUCCAUCGUAUCCUGGCAGAUCUUUCAUCUAUUCCUUAUUACGACGAACGCCAAAACCCAUGAGCGGGGCGGCGGCGGUAUCAUCUUUACCGGCCAAGGCCGUCCUCGGCACCGCCGGAAGCCACAGAGCUCGGCUGAAGGUCGCUGUCAAAGAAUGGGGCAGAUCCGAUGUUCUCAAGCUUAGCUACGCGCUCGAUCUCUUCCAGAACUUGCUCGAUACUGAUCCAAAGCCGCCCAUCUAUUCAUUCAACACAAUCCUUAUCAGCAUCUCCCGGAUGAAGCAAUUCCCCGCUGCAAUCUCCCUUUUUAACUCCAUGAACCGCGCUGGCGGCAUUUGCCCAAACUCCCACACAUUCGGCAUUCUCGUCGAUUGUUGCUGCAGGAUGCGAAGCGUCGAUCUCGGGUUCGGCAUAUUUGCCGCCAUGUUGAAACGCGGCUGCGGCCCCAAUACUGUGGUCUUUACAUCCUUGAUAAGGGGCCUCUGCUACGAACACCGGAUCAAUGAUGCCGUCGCGCUGUUCGACGAAAUGCCCCUUAUGGGAUGUCCACCCAACGUCGUCACUUUCACGACCAUAAUCAAGGGAAUUUCAAGUAGCGGCAGCGGCAAGUCUGCCAUUGUCCUGGACCUGCUCCGCAGGAUGUCGGAGAUAGGCGGCGCUUGCAAGCCUGAUGUGGUGGCGUACACUGCUGUCAUUGACGCGCUUUGUAAGGACGGUGACUUGGAAAAGGCUUCUGAGCGUUUUCAAGAGAUGGAAGCGUUGGGGAUUCAUCCUAAUGUCUUCACUUACAGCGCGAUCAUUGAUGCUUACUGUAAAGGCGGCUCUUUGAAGAAGGCGGUGAGUCUGUUUGAGGAAAUGGUUGUGAAAGGCGUUUCCCCGAAUAUUGUUACCUGUAAUACUGUCAUCGAUGCACUCUGCAGACAUGGAGCGGUGGAAAAAGCCGCAGAACUUUUUGACCUGAUGAAGCUCGCUGGGUUCCCCCCGGAUGUUGUCACCUUUAACAGUAUCGUUUAUGCCCUCUGCAAAGAAGAAUUGGCUGUUGAAGCUCAUAAGUUUCUGGAUUUCAUGUCUGAUAAUGGUGUGGAGCCGGAUGCCGUGACAUACACAGCUUUAAUGGAUGGAUACGCCAGGAUAGGAAAAACGGACGAUGCCCUGAAUGUUUUUGAUCUAAUGGUUUCUAAAGGGAAAAAACCGGAUGCCGUUACUUACUGCAUAUUGAUCAAUUUAUAUUUGAGGACAGAAAAGACAGAUUUAGCUUUAAAGAUAUUUGAUGAUUUGCCCAAGAAGGGAUUUGAACACACUGCCACUAUAUGUAACGUUGUAUUGACUGAACUGUAUCGUGUGGGACGAGUAGCUGAUGCUAAAAGAACACAUGAGAAGAUGGUGGCUGCUGGUGUUACUCCAGAUAUUGAAACCUACCAUGCAAUUAUUCGAGGACUUUGUAAAAACCAUUGCGUUGAUGAGGCAAUGGAUAUAUUUCAAGUCAUGCAAUCCCAAAAUUUCAAAGCUGAAGUCAAGACCUUCAACUUCAUGAUGGAUGGGCUGUACAAAGCUGGUAAGUAUAAGUUGGUUAGGGAUCUCUUUGAUGGACUUCCUGCCAAAGGUUUGUCACCUGAUGCUUUCUCCUAUACUGUAUUGAUGAAUUCUCUUAUAAGUGAUGGUUUGCUGCAUGAGUUUGAGGAGUUGUAUCAAUCAAUGGAGAGAUCUAAAUGUAUUUUAGAUUCAACUAUGCUCAAUACUAUUGUUCAGAGCUUACUCAAGAAGGGAGAUAUCAGGAAAUCCAUUGAUUUUCUUAAUAGAAUGGAAAAGCAGAAAUUUUCUCUUGAAGAGCCCACGGUUUCACUAUUAAAUUCUUUGCUCAAGGAGAACGAAAAUUUUCAAGAACAUCUGAAGUCACUAGCUGAUUUUCCACGGAAAAAUGCUAAUUUUAGGGAUGAGGUUUGUAUCAAUUCAUUGAUCGAAUGUUUCAAGACGUAUUUGCUACAAGAUGAAGCCUCAAGAGAGUGAUGGUACAGUUGUCUUUGCUUGAUAUGUCAAAUGGUUAGCAAAUUGACAACUCCAUGUUACAUGCAACCUUUGUGAGGAUAAGGCUCUCAGCACACUAUUAUCAAUAGAAAGUUAUGCAGUCCAUCGGUAAACCUGCACAGUCAUGGCUGUCAUAUGUUGCAAGCUGGCCUUAAAGUGCUGGAGCAUUUUAAGAGAUUGAAGCAUGUGUAUCAGCUUCUUUAGACGUCAAUUUGCUUGAGAUCAAGAAGUCAGUCUUCAUUGUUCAUCGAGUUAGUGGAGUUUGUCACAGGUUUGAAAUCAAGGCUUUCUAAAAGCCCAUAAACAAUUCCACCAUCCAUUUUGCUUGAAACGGUUUUCCUGCUGGAUAUUGUCCUCAAGAUUUUGCUGAGAAUCACUAACUGAAGUUUGAGGUACAAGAUCAAACCCUUAUACGGCCUUCAUAUUGUUUUCUAGAUCUUAGCAUGUUGUUUCCAUAUGAUGAAUCAUAAAUGUGUUUAUCAUUGUGUUAGGGUCAUAAAAACCCCUAUCUUAUAUGGUAAAUUUUUUUUAUGCGGAUUAUGAAGACCUCAGCAUCUUGAAAAGAAAAACUAACUACAACUCAAUUUGAUUGAAUUAGUACCCAAGUAAGUCUAAAUUUACCUGAUUGACCUCCAAACAAACUACAAGAGGUUAGAAAAAUAACCCAAACAGCCAUGAAUGACAUAAAUUGGACUGGUCUGUGAUGGGGACAUCGACAGGAUAUUUCGGCGCGUUUAUCAGAGACGAGACAGGAGAUCGAUGGCCAUGAUGGAGAGCCUUUACUAUUGAUGCUUAUUUGUAUUAGCAUUUUAUGUAUUAUGCAUUUCUUUUUUCAGUUUUUCCAUUUUUGCCCUUAUGGGUAGUUGAUUGCUUUUGUAGCCCAAGGGGCAUGUUAGUCUUUUUUAUUAGUUGUCAUGUAGAGCCUAUAUAUAUGGCUUUUGUAUCUUGUAUGAGGAUUGAUUAUUGAUGAAUGAAAAUAUUUUAUUUUGUUGUUC